Cryptomeria japonica (Japanese cedar) is the source of this 375-nucleotide messenger RNA. RefSeq lists its product as uncharacterized. NCBI's taxonomy places the organism in Eukaryota, Viridiplantae, Streptophyta, Pinopsida, Cupressales, Cupressaceae. Bases 1 to 375 code for a protein of 124 amino acids. The transcript has a single exon. The record is from RefSeq and is a predicted model, not a curated record.
AUGAAGGGGGAGUCAGCUUCUACAUCCAUGCAGCCUGUCAUAUCUUUGUUUCCUCCUACAUCAAUUUCUGUACCUGAGAUCCCAUUCUUGGAAAGGGUUGUGCCACAUGCUCCUUCGUCAAAAGGGGCGGGGGUUAAACCCGCUCCUGCACCAAGACCUCCUUGUCCACCUAGGACCACACAACCUCCAGUGGUGUCUACUAUUCCUAUGGGUACGCCCAAUGCAACCAUGAGAAAGGCACCCAUGCUAUCAAAACCCACGACCCGCCCACCCUUUGAGCUUCCUAUAAUGGUCGAUAUUCAUAGGCCAUCUCGCUAUGCGAAGGGGAAGCGCUUGUCAUGGGCUCCUUCAUCUCUGCUUGCACCUACAUCAUAG